GUAGAAGGAAAAAGGACAGGAACAGAAAAAUAAAAAUAAAAAAAAAAAAACAAAUAAAAGAGAAAAAAAAAAAUAGAAAGACACACAGAAAGAAAACGAAAAAAAAAAUACUCCAGAGUUUUCCAAAAUGGCAGCAAAGAGUGGUGGAUCUGUAGAUUGGUCUUCAACAAUAAAACCAAUUUUAGCUGCAUCACAUGGAACAUUUAAUAAAAAUGAAAUUAUUGAACUUGUCGGAGCAAUUAUAAAUAGUGAAAAUGAAUUUUUAUGUCACGAGGAACAACAUGAAGCAUUUUAUGCUUCAUUUGCAGCAUUGGCUAGUGAUUACAUCAGUGGAUGUUCAAGUACACUAACAAAAAGCCAAAUACCACAAGUAUGUCAAGCAUGUCGUAUACUGUUGACAUAUUUAGUGAAAAAACAACCUGGUGAUGGAUCAUCAACAGUUUUAACAAUGAAACAAUUAUUAUUGCCAAUACGUGCAAUGUCAACAUCACAAUCAUUAUUAACAAAAACUGAAGAAAUUGCACUUAUUGCAAUAAUGAAAAAUUCAAAUAUACCAGAAAUUGUAACAACAACAACAAUGACAACUGGUACUGGAGAAAAAGAUACAACUCCACAACCAAUAAAAGAAACAAAAAGAUCACGUAAUGAUUUAUCAUCAUCAAUACUUGAACAAUUAACAAAACCAUUACAAGAUUUUAUACCAAGUGUUUCAAUAACAACUGAAGUAGUAACAUCAUCAAAUAAUAUUAAAAAAAAAUUAAAUGAUGAUAAUGAAACAAAUGAUGAUAAUACAAAUGAUAUUAAAAUGAUGUUUAUUGCAAAUAAUAUAAGUACAUUACAAAGUAUUGGUGCUGGUGAUACAUUACUUGAUAUGUGUUUAAAUUUACCACAUUUAUCAAGAUACAUGAGAAAAUAUCAAGCAUAUAUGAGUAAAAAAGGUUUUAGUUUACCUGGUAAUCAUGCUGAAGCACAUAUUAUACGUCAUAGUCUUCAUUCAGUUGUUAAUGAUAUCAAUAUUGUACAUAAUGUUGUAUCAUUACCUGUACUUGAACCAUUAACACCAGCUAAACUUGAAAAACUUUCAUUAUUAACAAUGUCAUGUUUAUAUUGUUCAAUUGCAAAUGCAACAGCAUCAAGUAUUGUUGGUGUAUCAAAUGCAGUAUCACCAAAAUCUACAACGACAACAACAACAACAGCAACAACAACAAGUAAUAAUAAUUCAACAUCAAAUGUACAAUCAUCAAAUAAUAAUUCUAAUAGUAGUAGUGGUGGUGGUAAAAAUACAGAGGAAGAUUAUGAUACAUUGGCAAUAACUGUUGUUGAAAAAAGUUUAGAAAUAUUUAGUAUUGUAUCAAAUAUUAUAAAAUAUAGCACAAGAGCUGGUGGUCAUAUAUUACAAAAUCAUUUAUUAAUUGGUGUAUGGUUAUUAGUUGCUGGUCUUCAAGCACAAUUAACUGUUAGUAGUUUUAGUUCAACAACAGAUAAAACAAAAGAAGAAAAAGGUAAAUCACCAAGUAAAGCAAGAGAUGGAUCAUCAAGAAUUAAUUUAAUGAAAGUACAACAAGGUUUUGGUGUAUUAUCAGUUGCACUUGCAUCACAUGCAUUAACAUUAAUGAGUGCAUUAUUAGAAGAUGUAUCUGUUGAAACACAUUCAACAGAUAAUAUAAUACCAAGUGAACCAGCAUCAUUAAAUAUAUUAGCAACAUCAACAGCAUUACAAAGAGCCAUGACAUUUCUUCAAGAAACACCAUUAAAUCAUUUAUUAUUUUAUUUAGCAACAAUUAGUUAUAGAAAGGCUUGUACUUUAAAAAGAGUUCAAAAACAUCCACAAGAAGGUGAUACCCUGAGUCAAUCAGAUUCAACAACGUACUAUGAAGAUCUUUUGAGUUUUUCAGAAAGUUCAACAGAUGAAGAGGAUGACAGUGAACCAAUUUUGGGUCUAUGGUUUGAGGAAACAUUAUCACCAUCAGAUGGAUCAUCAACAAAUAAUACUAAAGAUGCAAAUAAUGAAGCUAAUACUGAACGUACUGCAACAAAUAUUGUUCCUGAUAAUCGUGAACCACAUGGUUACAUUUCAUUGGCAACACAAAUAUUUCAAUUUAUGAAUCAACAUUUAAUUGGUAGUCGUAGUUCAUAUGUACGUGAAUAUGUUAUUAAUGGAUUAGUUGAACAACAAAUGGUUAUAUUAGCAGCAAUAAUACGUGAUUUAGAUCAUGAAACAGCUAAAACAGAAACAGGAACAAUAUCUGUAUUUUAUGGUGCUACACUUGGUACAAUGUAUUCAGAAUUUUCACAAGCAUUAAGUCGUUAUACACAUAAUUUAUUAGCAAGAAAUACAUUAAGUGAAUCAUUACAAAUAACAUUAUUACAUCAUUUGGGUGUUAGUCCAUGGACAAUUGAAGGUACAUCAACAUCAACAUCUUGGCCAUUACAAGUUUAUCCAAGAACAUUAAGUGUAUUAGCACAAAUAUUAUUAUUAAAACCACAACAAGAAAAAGAAGCUGCUUGUAUUAGUAUAUGGCAAAGAUUAAUAACAACAAUGAUAGAAAAUGUUUGUAAUCCUUCAUUGACAAUUGAACCAGAAAAUGAAGAUUUAAAUGUUGAACAUGCACAGCUAGUAUUAUUUUUAUUUCAUUCAUUAAAUUUAAUGCAAAAAAAAUCUGUACUAUUGGUUACUGGUAGUGGAGCUGUACGUUGCAGUGAAGCCCUUAAAGCACCAAUGAAAGAUUCUCAAAUUUUACAUCUUUCACGUCUUUUAUUAUUACUUGAAUAUAUGAUGAAACAUCUUUAUGAUGCACCACCAACUUUACUUGAACAGGUUCAAUGGAAUUUGCUUUCAGCAACAAAUCUAGUCUCACACAAAAAAGAAGGUAAUAAACAAGCAGCAAGAAUAUAUACACCUUGGAAAGACAUUGAAGAUAAUUAUCCAAAACUUGGAUCACAAGAUGAAUUUACAUUAAAACCAAGAUUUUAUAAUUUAACAAAUUCUGAUAUUAAUAAUCAAGAUACACCAAAACUUGAUGGUCUUGCAUGUAAUUUUGUUCUUGGUACACCUGAUAAAAUGAAAUAUCCACUGCUAGUUGAUGCAUUAAUUGAUAUAUUAAAUGUUAUUAAUCAAACAACUAUGACAAGAAAACCAUUGGAAAAAGAUAAUAAUAAUAAAGAUAUUAAAAAAGAUAAGGAUAAAGAAAAAGAUGGAAAAAUGUCAAUAACAGGAUUAUGUGCAACACAAUAUUGUUUUUCAAUAUGUUGGAGACUUUUAUUAAUGUUACCACCAUCAACUCCAUAUAUGGAUAAAUUAGCACUUGGUGAAGAAAUUCCAGCAGGACCAAUGUUACUUUAUUCAUUAAUUUGGGGUCCACGUGCAGCAUAUAAAACAUUUAAUAGUUGGAUUAAAGAUUGUCUUGUUAAACAAGGAAUGUAUACACAGUAUGCUGAAAAUUUAUUGAAAACAGUAACAUCAACAGUUAAUUCAAUUAAAUAUGAUACAACACUUGCUAAAAAUUGUAUUAAAACAUUAAAACCAGAAUUUAAUACAACAGAUAAAAUUAUGCCAAAAAUGACAUUACCAAAGUUAAGUUCAUUAACAAUUUUAGCAGCAGUUAUUGCAAAAUUACAAGUACUAAUGGAUGAAAGUAACUUAAAAAAUACAAUUACUGAACAACAACAAGAAAUGAUUGAUACAUCAAAUAAAACAUCUGAUACAUCAAAUACAAAUACAAAUAUAAAUAAUAAUAAUAAAAUUAUUUCUGAUAUCAUACCACAUGUAUUAUCAUUAACAGAAUCUAUAUUGUCAUCAUGUAGAUCAAGUAUAUUAUAUCAAAUGCAUGAAUCAUCAGAAUCAAUUGGUAAAUAUACAAUGAGAGAUUAUUUAGUACUUGAUGGUAUAACAUGUGUUGCUGGUGCAAGUUGGGCAAUGGAAGCAUCAAUUGUAACAUUAUUACCAAGUACAAUACGUUCAGUACUUGAUAAAUGGAAAUCAAUUAAUGUAUCACGUAUAUCAUGGAAUAAUUAUUCAAAUGAUAUUAUACCAGCUGAAAGUUAUAUAUUAGCUAUUGUUAAUACACAUAUUAGUACAUUAUCACAGUAUGGUGUAUUUUCAAUAAAUUCAUCACUUAAAAAUUUAUUAUAUUCACUUGUACAAUUUUUAUUGGAUUAUGUUAAUACAACAACAGUACCAGAUACAUCAGAUAUACGUAAUAAAUUAAUAAAUAUAUUAAUUGCAUUAACAAUGGAUGCUAGAACAGAUUAUCUACAAGAAAUGGCAUCAAAAACACUUGUUAAAUUGUUUGGUAAUAAUGAUAAUGAAUCACGUCAAUUACAAGAACAUUUAUAUGUAUUAAAUUAUACAUAUAAUGUUAUUGUUGAUUAUACGGAAAAUAAUGAAGAAUCAAUUAAUGUAUCUGUUGAUGAAAAAAUAUUAAAACAAUGUAUUAAAUAUUGGGAACAAUUAAUUGAUACACCAAUUGGUUGUAAAGCAUUGGAUGAAUUUUUUUCAUCAAAUACAAAUAGAACAUUGAUAUCUGUAUUAUUAUCAAUAGCAUCACCACAAGCAUCACAACAAUUUAAUUCAUAUGUUUUACAUUUUUUUAAUAAAUUAUUUAAAACUGCUGAAAAAACACAAGAUUCUUGUCUUGAUCGUUUAUGUAUAUCUGUUGCUAAUUUAGCAAGUGUUGAAAGUAGAAAAUUACAUCGUUGGUUAAGACAUGUUGUUUUUGGUCGUCGUAAUAAUACAGCAACAAUACCAACACCAACAGCUUCAACAACAGCAACAGAUGUAAAAACACAAGAUGAUAAUAAAAAUGAAGAUGCUAACAAUACAACAACAACAACGAGUAUUGUUCCUGCUGCUACUAUUGCAAGUAUUCAUGAAAAUGUACAAGAUCUUCCAAAGGCACAACAAAUAUUAUCAGCAAUUGAACGUGGUAUUAUUUGGAAUACAACAGCUUCAACAUCAACAACACCACUUUUAAAUUCUGCAACAACAAAUUCUACAAAUGAAGAAAAUCAACAAAUAAUGCAAGAAAAUAAUCAAUUACUUCAAGCAUUAACAAAAUAUAUUGUUAAAUCAAAUAAAAGUAUUGGUGAUAAUGUAUCGGUUGAAAUAUUAUUGGCAUUAAUACCACUUGGUUAUUUAAUAUUAUCACCAGCUGUUGAAGCAAUUGGUUUUGCUGAUUUAAUGCAAGCAAUGUCAACAUUAGCUGAUGCUGGAAAUGAUAAAAGUAAUAUAUUGUUAUUCAAAGUUGCAAUUGAUUGGGUUGAAAUUUGUAAACAACAAUUAAUAAAUAAAGAUAAAGAAUUAACAAAAUCAAUGCCAUAUAUUGAAGCUGGAUGUUGUGUAUUAAAUUAUAUUGCUGAUAUUGUUGGUGCAGCAUGUCCACAACAAAAAUAUACAUAUCAUGAUCGUGCAAUGAGUCCACCAUGGGAAGGUACAGCACCAUCACUUGUAAGUGGUGAUUUAAAUGAUAGUGAUUGGAUUGAUGAGUUAAUUCAUGAAGAUGAAGAUAGUGCUGCUGAAGAUUCAGAUGAAGAUAGUAUAUGUAAUAAACUUUGUACAUUUACUGUAACACAAAAAGAAUUUACAAAUCAACAUUGGUAUCAUUGUCAUACAUGUAGUAUGGUUGAUGGUUCUGGUGUUUGUACAAUUUGUGCAAGAGUUUGUCAUCGUGGUCAUGAUAUAACAUAUGCUAAAUAUGGUAAUUUCUUUUGUGAUUGUGGCUCAAAAGAUGAUGCAUCAUGUCAAGCAUUAACAAAACGAAGUCCACAAAGUACUGAACAACAACAACAACAACAACAACCACAACAACAAGUACCAACAACAUCAUCAUCUACUAGUCAAGCUAUUGUUGGCUCAUCAUCAACACCAACAUCAUCAACAAAUGAAAAUUCUACUAGUGGUAUGAAUUGUCGUCUUCGUAGACGUGCAUCUAGUCCAAGUAAUUUACAUGAAAAAUUUGAAAGAAAUUGUCGUGAUAAAGAAAAAUUAAUUGCAUUAUCAAAACAACUUGAUUCAUCAACAAAAAAAUGGAUAUUAUCACAGUUAUGGUCAAGUGAUCUUGUAUCAUCUCUAGUUGAAUUAACACGUACAUUAAUACCAGCAGUUGAUGCAUCAUGUCAAAUAAAUGGAUCAGUUGGUUGUCAUACACGUGGUCAAGUUGCUCUAACAUUAUUACAUACAAUUGAAAAAAAAUUUGAACAUACUGAUCAACUUAUGUUAUCAACACUUGGUUCACAAGAGGGUGCAUUUGAAAAUGUUAGAAUGAAUUUUUCUGGUGAUCAAGGACAAACAAUACGUCAAUUAUUAACAGCUCAUAUGAUUAGAAGAGUUGCAAUGUGUUGUUUAACAUCACCACAUGGUAAACGUCAACAUCUUGCUGUAUCACAUGAAAAAGGAAAAAUAACAAUAUUACAAUUAAGUGCAUUACUUAAACAAGCUGAUUCAUCAAAACGUAAAUUAACAUUAACAAGACUUGCAUCAGCACCAAUACCAUUUGCUGUAUUAUCAAUAACUGGUAAUCCAUGGAAUGAAGAUUUUUUAGCUGUUUGUGGAUUAAAAGAUUGUCAUGUAUUAACAUUUAAUAGUUCUGGUACAGUAUCAGAUCAUUUAGUACUACAUCCACAACGUGAACCUGGUAAUUUUAUAAUAAAAGCAAUAUGGUUACCUGGUUCACAAACACAACUUGCAUUAAUAACUGCUGAUUUUGUUAAAAUAUAUGAUUUAGGAAAAGAUGCAUUAAGUCCACAAUAUUAUUUUCUUGUACCAAUUGGUAAAAUACGUGAUUGUACAUUUGUACAUACUGAUAAUGGUAUAUUUUAUUUAUUAUUAAUGUCAUCAGCUGGUUAUAUAUAUAGUCAAGCAAUGAAUGAUGAAAGUUCAGCAAAACAUGGUCCAUUUUAUGUUACAAAUACACUUGAUGUUUAUCAUCCAGAAAUUAAAGAUUAUGGACAAAUUGGAGGUGGUGGUGUAUCAAUAUAUUAUUCACAUACAUUACAAUUAUUAUUUUUUAGUUAUACAUGUGGUAAAAGUUUUAUUGCACCAUUAAAAGUUAUGGAUGCUGAUAUAACAACUGUAUUUAUGAUUACAAUACAAAAUAAUAAUAAUAAUAAUAAUAGUAAUAAUAAUAACAACAACAAUAAUAAUAAUAACAACAAUAAUAGCAAUAAACCAAGUACAAAUAAAUCAAAUAAUAAUCAACCACAACCAUUAUGUCAAUGGAGUGAAGUUGCUAAUCAUCCAGGACUUGUAUGUUCAGUACUUCAAGCAACAAAUAAUCCAGUUAUAUUAAUGAUUAAACCAGAUACAAUAUUAAUUCAUGAAAUUAAAGUUGUACCAAAAGCAAGAAUAAUGGAUAUGGUUGCAAUACGUCAUCCAAGUUCAAAUUCAGAUCAUAGAACAACCCUAAUAUUACUUUGUGAAGAUGGAAGUCUUAGAAUUUAUAUGGCUGCAAUGGAAAAAACAGGCUAUUGGAUGUCAUCAAAAAUUCAACCAAUUGGAUCAUUAACAUGUAUGAAACAAAUUAGAAAAAAAAAAUCAACAAAAACUGGUAAAUUAGCUGGUACAAUAACUUUCUUUGAACAUUGUCAAAUAAUGAAUGAUGUUGAAUUUGGUGGUAAUGAUUUAUUACAAAUUUAUAAUGUUGCACAAAUUAAAAAUCGUUUAAAUACAACUGGUAUGUAUGUUGUAUCAACAAAAUCAAUUGGUUUUAAUAUUGAAAUAACAAAUAAUGAUCCAACGCUAGUUAUGACUGGUGUUAGAGUACAAUUAGGAAGUCAAGAUGUACAAAGAUCACCACUAUAUAUUGAAAUAUUUGGUAGAAGUAUUAGAACACCAUUAACACGUAGUCGUUGGUUUGAUAUACCAUUAACAAGAGAAGAAAGUCUACAAGCUGAUAAAAAAUUAACAAUAACAUUUGGUUUAUCACAAGAUCCAGAUGUUAUUAUGGUUGAUUCAAUUAAAAUUUAUGGUAAAACAAAAGAUUCAUUUGGAUGGCCAGAAGAAACAGAUGAUAUACCAACUGGACAAAAUGUUUUAGCAGCAACAGCAUCAUCAUCAUCGUCAUCAUCAGCUGCAGCAGCAGUAACAGCAGCAACAGGAUCUGGUACAUCAACAAAUAAUGAUAAUGAAAGUAAUGUUGCAUUACCUUCAUCAUUAGCAUCAAUUGAAAAAUCACCAAAAGAUUCAGCAAAUAUUGAAAAAAUGAUAUCAAGUAUAUUAGAAGUUUUAGAAUCAUCAUUUACACUUAGUGCUGGUGAUGAAACAAAAUUACCAUUAAAAACAACAGCUAUUGAUGUAGCAUCAAGUUUAUUAACACUUCCAACAUCACCAACAGUACAAUUACAUACAACAGCUCUUUUAACAUCUUUACAUAGUUCUAAAAAUACUUAUCAUUCACACAAAGAUCAUGUACUUCUUACACAUGUUUUUGAAUCAUUAAAAACAAUGCGUAAUUUAAGUGAAACAUGGAUGGAUGCUGAAAAUUUUUAUCGUCUUGUAUUAAUUGUACGUGGUAUUGCAAUUUCAAGACCUCAUAAUUUAGCUAAAUUUAUUGAACAAUGUGAAAUAAAGCCACUUGAUGAAAGUGAAAUAUUAAUAUUUGAAAAUCAAAGAAUUGAUAAAUUACAAAAUCGUCAUAAAGAUGUCAAUACAGAUCAACAACAACAACAACAACAACAACAACAAGCUGAUGAUGAUGAUCAACAUUUAAUAUUUUUAUUAAUUAAUAUUUUUUGGACACUUUAUUUUGUUUAUCCAAAAAAUUUAGCACUUGCACCAGUUGUUGUACCUGGUCUUAAACAUACAGAAACAAUAACUUAUGCAUUAGUUGAAAUAAUUCAUGCAUUCACAAUAACUGAAUUAAAUAAUUGGAAUUGUGGUUUAACAGCUAAACUUUAUUUACAAUUUCUUUUAUCAUCAAAUAUUGCAAUAAGUUAUAGUGCUAAACAGGCAAUUGUUAGAAAUUUACAACCAAGAUAUAAACGUCGUAGAAUAUGUGUACCACCAAGUCCACCACCUUUAUGUGGUACAAAUACAUCAUCACUCAAAGAAAUUAAUGAAAAUCAAGAUAAACAAAUGUCAGAAGUAUCAAAUCAAGAAGAACAAAAUAAUCAAUUUGAUGUUGAUGCAAUUGAACCAAUGGCAUUACUUGGAGCUGAUGGUAUUGUUGGAAAUCAAUUACAAGAAGCUGGAGGUAUUAUGCCAAAUCCUCUUGAAUCAUUUCUUAGUCCUGAAGGAUUACAACAAUUUUUUGCAUUACCACCAGAUGCAGAUGAUGAAGCAAUGGAAUUGGCAAUUGCAUUGAGUCUUCAAGAUCAUGGUGGUGCUGGUGGUGGUGAUGGUGGAGGUGAUCCACCUGAUCUUCAAGCAUUUGAACAACAUUUCCAUCAAGGUCUCAGUAAUCUUAUUCAAGGUUUAGAUAAUUUUGGUGGACCAGCAUUACAGGGUCUUCAAGUACUUGCUGAUCAAGCAUAUAUUCAAGAACUAGAUGAUAAUUCAGUUGAACAAAUGCAAGUUGUUGAAGAUGAAACACCAGCAGUAGCAGCAGCUGAUAAUCAAGAAUUAAUUGAAAAUUAUUCUGAUGCUACUACAUCAGGUGGUGGAUCAGAUGAUGAUGGUGGAUCACCUGAUGCUGAUACAACAACAGCAGCAACAGUAGCAAUAACAGCAAUACCACCAAUUAGAAAUAAACGUCCCAGUGAAAGAUUAAAUGACAGUGAUAAUAAUAAAAAUGAUCAAAAUAAUCCAGGACCAAGUUAUUUACAUGAAGAAAUAAAUGAAUCAUCACCUGGUACUUCUGGAACAGCUAUUAAUUCAUCAAGAGUAAUAUUAAAAAAUCAAGAUAAUAUUGAAGAAAUAAUAACAAUAAAAGAAGCUACACCACCAAUUGAACCAGAACCAACAGAAGUUACAACAAAAUUACAUAAUGUACAAUUAUCAUUACUUGAACAUUUUAUGGAAUUUAUUCCUGAAUUAACAAAUGUUUCUGGUGCAUUAUCAAUACCAUUUAUGCAAGUUUUAUUAAUGCUUACAACUGAUCUUGAUGGACAUGAUGAAAGAGAUCGUUUAUUAAUUGAAAAGCUAUUACAUAUACUUGUAAAACAAUUGGAAAUUGAAAAACCAGUUGAUACUGAAGAAAUAGCAAAACGUACAAAUAAAAGAGAAGUACAACUUGUUAUAAUGCGUUUAUUAAGUGUAUUAAUGUCACGUUCAAAAUGUAGUAGUAAAUCAUCAACAUCAUCAACAUCAUUAGAAAGUUUAGGUUUUGUAUCACAAAUGAGCGCUGAAAUAUUAAGUAAAUAUGGUGUUAUUGAUCAUUGUUUAUCAUUAUUAACUGAAUUAUUAAAAUAUUGGAAAACAACAACAAUUGAUGAUCCAGGUACAAUAAUAUGUGGACAAUUAUUAAAAGAACAUAUGACAACAUCACCACCAGAUAUGUCACCAUUUUUCUUACGUCAAUAUGUACGUGGACAUGCAAAUGAUGUUUUUGAACCAUAUCCACAAUUAUUAACUGAAAUGACACUACGUUUACCAUAUCAAGUAUAUAAAUAUAGUGCUGAAAAUAAUAUAUCGAUACAAUCAUUAUUUGAUCAACAAGCAUGGCAUUUUUAUCUUUGUGAAUAUAUGAUGUUAUAUCAAACACCAUUUAUACGUCGUCAAGUUAGAAAAUUAUUACAGUUAAUAUGUGGUAAUAAAGAAAAAUAUCGUCAAUUGAGAGAUUUACAUGCACUUGUAUCACAUAUUGAAUCAGUUAAAAUUUGUUGUAAUGGUGGUGGUGCUGGUGGUGUUAGUACAACUGAUAUUAUACAACAAAAUUCAAUUAAUUUAUCAUAUGAUUCACUUGUUGAAUUAAUUGAACACUUGAAAUGUUGUGUUGAAAUAGCAACAACAAGAACUGGUAAUUGGCAACGUUUUUGUUUAAAACAAAAUACCGUACUAUCUUAUUUAUUUAAAAUAUCAACAUUACUUGAUGAGGGUGUUAGUCCAACUGUAUUACAAUUAUUACAAUGUGCAAUUUGUUCAACAACAAAAUUAAAAGAAUCAAAUACCAUUAGUAAUAAUAAAGCAAAUAAAAAUGAUUCGAAAAAAGAUAAUAAUAAUUCUUCAACAUCAUCAUCAACAACAGCAGCAGCAGCAACAACAUCAACAAAAGAAUGGCGUGAUCGUGCAAAAUCUGAAGAUUCUGAUAUUGAAGCUAAAUUUGAAGAAACUCAAUGUGUUAUAUUAGUUGAACAAAUACAAAAACAAGUGUCAUCAGUAUUGUUAAAAAAAUUUAUAAAAUCAUUUUUAUUAGAAACAAAUAAUACAAAUGUCAGAUGGCAAGCACAUUCAUUGAUAUUAGCAAUAUAUAAAAAUAGUGGUUCAUCAGAUCAAGAAAUAUUAUUAGAUUUAUUAUGGAAAUUAUGGCCAUAUUUACCAGCAUAUGGACGUAAAGCAGCACAAUUUGUUGAUUUACUUGGUUAUUUUUCAUUAAAAACACCUGAUACUGAUAAAAAAAUGCCAAUAUAUAUGGAACAAGCUGUAUCAGUAUUACAUACACAAAAUCAAUUAUUAUCACGUCAUCCAAGUGCAAAUUUAUAUACUGUACUUGCACAAUUUGUUGAGCUAGAUGGUUAUUAUUUAGAGAGUGAACCAUGUCUUGUUUGUAAUAAUCCAGAAGUACCAAUGUCAACAAUUAAACUAUCAUCAAUGAAAGUUGAUGCUAAAUUUACAACAACAACACAAAUUGUUAAACUUGUAUCAAGUCAAACAAUUAGUAGAAUAUUACUUAGAAUUGGUGAUUUAAAAAAAACUAAAAUGGUUAGAACAGUUAAUGUUUUUUAUAAUAAUCGUUCAGUACAAGCUGUUAUUGAAUUAAAAAAUAAACCAGCAAUGUGGCAUAAAGCUAAAAAAAUAACAUUAGCACAAGGACAAACAGAAGUUAAAAUGGAAUUUCCAUUACCAAUAAUUGCAUGUAAUUUAAUGAUUGAAUAUGCUGAUUUUUAUGAAAAUAUACAAGCAUCAUCAGAAACAUUACAAUGUCCAAGAUGUUCAGCAAGUGUACCAGCAAAUCCUGGUGUAUGUGCAAAUUGUGGUGAAAAUGUAUUUCAAUGUCAUAAAUGUCGUGCAAUUAAUUAUGAUGAAAAAGAUCCAUUUUUAUGUCAUGCAUGUGGUUUUUGUAAAUAUGCAAAAUUUGAUUAUACAUUAACAGCACGUCCAUGUUGUGCUGUUGAUCCAAUUGAAAAUGAUGAAGAUCGUAAAAAAACAGUUGCAACAAUAAAUACAUGGUUAGAAAAAGCUGAUCGUUCAUAUAAAUUAUUAACAUCACAUAAACCAACAUUAGACAUGUUUUUAAUGAAAAUUGCUGAACAUAGAACAGAUAAUCGUGGUGCUGAAGAUAUUGCAUUACAAAUAUCUGGUAGUACACAAGUUAAUAGAACAAUACAACUUUUAGCACAAAGAUAUUGUGGUGAUUGUAAAACAUCAUUUGAAGAAUUAAGUAAAAUAACACAACGUGUUAUUGCAUGGCGUAGAGAACUUGUUGCAUAUGAUAGAAAACAACGUGGUCAACAACAACAACAACAACAACAGCAAUCAUCUUCAUCAUCAUCAUCAUCAUCAUCAACAGCAAUUACAUAUGAUGAUAAUGAUGAUAAUAAAAAAGAAGAAGAAAAAAUUGUUGCUGUUGGUGGUAAAUGUUAUGGUUGUGCAAUUGCUGCAACUGAACAUUGUUUAACAUUAUUACGUGCAUUAGCAACAAAUAAUAUUGCUAAAGAAGUAUUAUGUAAACAAGGAUUAAUACAAGAACUUGUUGAAAAUAAUUUAAGAAGAGGUACAAUACAAGUACAAGAUGAAGUACGUCAAUUAUUAUGUAUUGUUACUAAAGAUAAUAAUCAAUCAACAAAAGAAUUAUGUUCAUUAUUAAUGUAUAGAAUAACAAUGACAUUAAAAGGAAGAGUUAGUACAUUAGAUUUAGCAAUGGCUGUUAGACAUGAAAUGUCAUUACUUGCUGCACUUGUACAAAAAGAUGAUUCAUGCUGGGAACAAAAAUUACGUUGUGUUAUGCAACUAUUUUUAAUGGCAUGUAAAGAAUCAAAAAGUCCAGUUGUUAUGGAAAGUCUUAUUUUACCAUGUUUAAAAAUAUUACAUAGUUUAAUAAAACCAGAUCAACCAACAUCGAAAAAAAAUAAAGAUAAAACAAUUGAUUCAUUGGCAACAAUACAACCACCACCAGAAGGUGUAAGUAUUGAUGUUGCUAAAUGGCUAAAUGGUGAUUCAAAACAUUCAUUUACUGAAUGGUUACAAAGAAUGCCAAAUAAAAAAAUGAAUACAUUAUAUAAUAAUACAAAUAAUAAUAAUAAUAAUAAUAAUAAUAAUAAUAAUAAUAAUAAUAGCAGCAACAACAAUACCAAUAGCAAUAAUAAUAUUAAUAAUAAACCAAUGAAACGUGAAGAAGCAAGAAUAAUUUAUUUAAUGGAAAAAUAUGGUUAUCGUUGGUAUUAUCGUUGUACACGUUUACGUGAAAUACAACCACUUAAAUUAGUAAAUGGUGCUUGGCUUAAAGAAGUAUUAUUUAAUCCAAGUUCAAGACUUGCAAGACAAGUUGCUUGUAAUAUGAUUGAAAGUUUAUGUCAAGGUAAUGAAAGAAGAAAAAAAAUAUUAAUAUUAUUAACUGGUUAUCUUGAUGAAUUAAGAAAUGCUGGUGAAAAUUCAGCUGAAUUUUUAUUUUUAUAUCAAACACUUAUACGUCAAUCACCAUGGAAACAAUUUUUAGCUGUACGUGGUGUUAUGACAAAAUUAGCAAAUUUAUUAAUACGUGAAAUUGAAGAAUUACAUCGUCUUGAAGAAACAACAUUAACAAGUGAUUUAUCACAAGGUUAUUCAUUAAAAAUGUUAACUGAAUUAUUAGCAACAUUUUUAGAACAAGAUAAUAUUAAACAACAAUAUAAAGGAAGAUUAGUUGGUGCUGUAUUAAAUGGUUAUUUAUCAUUAAGACGUUUAGUUGUACAACGUACAAGACUUAUUGAUGAUACACAAGAAAAAUUACUUGAAUUAUUAGAAGAAAUGACAUCUGGAACUGAAGAAGAAACAAAAGAAUUUAUGGCUGUAUGUGUUGAAACAGUAAAAAAAUAUAGUCCACAAGAUUUAUUAACACCUGUAUUUGUAUUUGAACGUUUAUGCUCAAUAAUAUAUCCAGAAGAAAAUGAUAUUGGUGAAUUUUUUUUAACACUUGAAAAAGAUCCACAACAAGAAGAUUUUUUACAAGGUAGAAUGUUGGGUAAUCCAUAUAGUAAUUUAGAGCCUGGUAUGGGACCAUUAAUGCGUGAUGUUAAAAAUAAAAUAUGUCAAGAUUGUGAAUUAGUUGCAUUACUUGAAGAUGAUAAUGGAAUGGAGUUACUUGUUAAUAAUAAAAUAAUAAGUUUAGAUUUACCAGUUAAAGAUGUUUAUAAAAAAAUAUGGGUAAAUGAAGGUGGUGAAUGUGAUGCUAUGAGAGUUGUAUACAGAAUGAGAGGUUUACUUGGUGAUGCUACUGAAGAAUUUGUUGAAACAUUAAAUGCAACAACACAACAAGAAGUUAAUAAUGAAGAAGUAUAUAAAAUGGCAAAUGUAUUAGCUGAUUGUGGUGGUUUACAAGUUAUGCUUAAUUGUUUAUCUGGUAUUAAAGAUAUUUGUCGUGCAAAACCAUUAUUACAAGUUUUAUUAAAACUAUUUCGUUUAUCAGUUAAAGUUAAAAAAAAUCAACAAGUAUUAAUUAAACCAGAAAUUGGUGCUGUUACUGUUUUAUUACAAGUAUUACAACGUUGUUUAUCAAAUGAAACACUUGAUUCAUCACAAAUACAAGCUAAAAUAACUGAACAAUUACUUGAUAUUAUGGAAACAAUACUUGCAAAUGCAACAUCACAACCAUUAAAAUAUUUUGAAAAAUUUUCAAGAACACUUGGUGGACCAGAACAUGUUAAUGCAUUAUUAAAAUGUACACAAUUAUCAACAGUACGACAAAGUAAUAAUGUAUUAAUACAUUUAGCUAGAGUUGUUGCUGCAUUAACAUAUGGUAAUACUGAAAAAAUGACAGUACUUUGUGAUUAUUUUAAGCCAGUAUUAAAUUUUUAUGAAUUUGAUUUUGAGCAUACAAAUGAAGAUGAACAAAAACUUGAAUUAUUUUGUAUAUUAACACAAGGUAUUGAAAAAAAUUCAAUUGGUAAUACACUUAAAGAUCAUAUUAUUGAUAUGGGAAUUGUUAAAGAUGCAUUUGAAUAUAUAACAGUAUAUGCACCAUGUGUUAAACCAACAUUAUUACGUACUGAUUCAGAUGAACUUAAAGAAUUUAUAUCAAAACCAGCAUUAAAAUAUAUAUUACGUUGUUUAACUGGUCUUGCUAGUGAACAUGAACCAACACAACUUGCUGCAACACCACCAACAAUAUCAAUAAUACAUCGUCUUGAACAGGUGUCAUCUGAUGAACAUGUUGGUUCACUUGCUGAAAAUUUACUUGAAGCAUUAUGUACUAAUAAAAAAGUUGCAAAAUUAAUUGAUGAAGCACGUCAACAUACUAAAAGUGAAAAAAAACGUUUAGCAAUGGCUAUGAGAGAAAGACAGUUGGGUGCACUUGGUAUGCGUACAAAUGAUAAAGGACAAGUAACAGCAUCAAGUAGUGGUACAAUAUUACAACAAAUGAAAGAUCUUGGUGAUGAAAGUGGUCUUGUUUGUGUUAUUUGUCGUGAAGGUUAUAAAUUUAAACCAAAUAUGGUUUUAGGAAUUUAUACAUUUACAAAACGUUGUAAUGUUGAAGAAUUUGAAAUUAAAACACGUAAAACAAUUGGUUAUACAACAGUAACACAUUUUAAUGUUGUACAUGUUGAUUGUCAUAUGUCAGCAGUACGUUUAGCAAGAGCAAGAGAUGAAUGGGAAAGUGCUGCAUUACAAAAUGCAAAUACAAAAUGUAAUGGUUUAUUACCAUUAUGGGGACCACAAGUACCUGAAUCAGCAUUUGCAAGUUGUCUUGCACGUCAUAAUACAUAUUUACAAGAAGCAACUGGUCAUCGUGAUAUAUCAUAUUCAUCAACAUUACAUGAUUUAAAAUUGUUAUUAUUACGUUUUGCACAAGAAAAAAGUUUUCAUGAUGAUACUGGUGGUGGUGGUGCACAAUCAAAUAUGCAUAUUAUACCAUAUCUUAUACAUAUGUCACUUUAUGUUAUGAAUACAACAAGAUCUGGUAGUAAAGAAGAACAACAAUUAUCAAAUUAUUUAAAAUCAUCACCAUCACAUCAAUGGCUUGAUAAUUGUUAUGAAGCUGAAGGUCCAAUGUAUCAAGCAACAUUAGCUGUAUUAGUACAUCCACCAUCAAGAUGGCAACAAGAUAAAUUAGUACAUUUUAGACGUCUUAUUAUACUUGCUCAUCAAAGACAUAUAUCACCAUCUGGACCAACUAAAACAAUAACUGAUUCAACACUUAAAGAUUAUAAUGUUUACAAGGGUGUAUUUAUAUUUUUUGGUCUUGUUGAUUCAAUUUAUUCAUAUUUUUUUAAAGAUCCAAAUUUAUCAGCUAAAGUUAAUGGUACAACAGCUCAAUGGUCAACUGUUCUUGCUGAAUAUAUUAGAGAAAAUGAUGAAACAAUGUUAAAAGCAUCAGAAAAAGUACUUGCUAAAUAUAGAGAUGAAUUAUUACCAUGUGCAUCAUUUGAAGAAUAUUGUGAUGUUAUUGGAUUACUAAGUGAAAUACCAGAUCUUGGAGAAUAUAUAACAGAUGUUUUGCGUGGAUUGGCCUGAGGAAGGGUUUACAUUCUGGCUAAACAAUGGGAAGCUGGAUUGAUUCAAAAAUAAAAUUACCUUUAUAUUAUACAUAAAAAAUUAUAUAUAAAAAAAAAAAAAAAAAUUAAAAAUGUAACUAAUGAAAGAAAAGAAAAACAAAAUCUUAUCUUUUAUGAUGAUAUAAUACUACUAUAUUAUUUAGGGAUUUAAUAGCUUUUAAAAAUAAUAAUUAAUUAUAAUUAAAUAAUAUAAUAACAGGAAUGAUAUAAUAUAAUUAAUAUAAUAUUAUGAAAUUUGUGCUUUUGGUGAUUUUUUCAUCUAAAAAUAAACGUUUGCAGUCAUUACUUAUUACAGUUUAUUUU
Aphidius gifuensis is the source of this 17085-nucleotide messenger RNA. It is a transcript of the gene poe, whose product is annotated as protein purity of essence-like. The record is from RefSeq and is a predicted model, not a curated record. NCBI's taxonomy places the organism in Eukaryota, Metazoa, Arthropoda, Insecta, Hymenoptera, Braconidae. Gene Ontology annotation, molecular function: protein binding; zinc ion binding.